Brassica napus (rape) is the source of this 1029-nucleotide messenger RNA. RefSeq names its product cytochrome P450 77A3-like. The transcript is spliced from 3 exons. Gene Ontology annotation, cellular component: membrane. NCBI's taxonomy places the organism in Eukaryota, Viridiplantae, Streptophyta, Magnoliopsida, Brassicales, Brassicaceae. Gene Ontology annotation, molecular function: heme binding; oxidoreductase activity, acting on paired donors, with incorporation or reduction of molecular oxygen, NAD(P)H as one donor, and incorporation of one atom of oxygen; iron ion binding. The coding region runs from base 1 to 1029 and encodes 342 amino acids. The record is from RefSeq and is a predicted model, not a curated record.
AUGGCGACCUUCAAAGAGAAUGUGUUCUUCAUAUCUUCCUACGGAUUUUUUUUGACACAAUCUCCAUCAGUGAAUCUCUUUCAGGAGACCAGACCAUUGUAUUUGACGGUGAUGUUUUCUGAACUCGGCCUUUUCAGACCAGUUCUCUCCACGAACUAUAGUUUGGGUGGCAAAUCCACAAUCUCCUGCUCUAUACACGAUUUCUAUCUCCUUAAAAAUCUUGAACGGAAGACGCAGCUCGAGUGUCUCGUGCCGUUGAUAAGAAACCGUCGUGCAUUUGUUGACGCGAAUGAGAGUCCUAACGAAGAGAUGGUGAGUCCUAUCGGUGCAGCUUACGUGGAUUCUCUGUUCGCUUUGAAGCCUGUUGAGAGAGGCGGUGAGCUUAAAGAUGAAGAGAUUGUGACUUUAUGUUCGGAGAUUGUCUCGGCUGGUACGGACACUAGCGCUACUACGCUUGAGUGGGCGUUACUUCAUCUAGUGACCGACCAAAACAUACAAGAGAAGCUGUACGAGGAAGUUGUCGGAGCUGUGGGCAAAAACGGCGUCGUUGAAGAGGAUGACGUGACGAAAAUGCCUUACUUGGAAGCAAUAGUGAAAGAGACUCUCCGGAGACAUCCUCCGAGACAUUUUCUUCUCUCUCACGCCGCCGUUAAAGAUACGGAGCUUGGCGGGUAUGAUAUUCCGUCAGGGGCAUAUGUGGAAUUUUACACUGCUUGGGUUACUGAGAACCCGGAGAUUUGGUCGGAUCCGAGUGAGUUUCGACCCGAGAGGUUUUUACCAGGUGGAGACGGUGUUAAUGCUGACUGGACUGGAACACGUGGCGUGACAAUGUUGCCUUUUGGUGCGGGUCGUCGGAUCUGCCCGGCUUGGUCUUUAGGGAUUCUACACAUCAACUUGAUGCUUGCUAGGAUGAUCCAUUCGUUUAAAUGGAUCUCUGCUCCGGAUUCUCCACCCGACCCGACUGAAACUUACGCGUUUACCGUUGUGAUGAAGAAUUCGCUCAAAGCUCAGAUCAUAUCAAGGGAUUGA